Molecule: messenger RNA, 2210 nt
Organism: Sitodiplosis mosellana (orange wheat blossom midge)
Lineage: Eukaryota; Metazoa; Arthropoda; Insecta; Diptera; Cecidomyiidae
Product: A disintegrin and metalloproteinase with thrombospondin motifs 1-like
Exons: 11
Coding region: 1-2061 (686 amino acids)
Biological process (GO): proteolysis; extracellular matrix organization
Cellular component (GO): extracellular matrix
Molecular function (GO): metalloendopeptidase activity
Source: RefSeq, a predicted model, not a curated record
AUGCCUUGGAAAUUUUUUAUCGCAUUUUGUUUAUUGUUAGUGUCAGGCUGUUUUCAGACCCAUUCAAGCGUAUUGAAUAAAGCUCAUGAAGUUAAAAGUAGAAGCAGUACUAUCAAAACCAGUGGUAGUAGUAAACAUAACGGAAAAACUGUUAUACAUUCAAAAUGUGGUAGCAAAUCGCAACAAAUCGGACAUUCAAAAUUGAGAUACGAAUAUGAACCAGGUCCAGUAACUGAGACUACAACAUCAACACAUCGAUCGCUUCGACAAAAGAGAGAUGUAAGUGCUUCUCAACAUAACUCGGAUCCAAAUAAUCCAUACACAAUUGAGGUUUUGGUAGUUGUGGAUGAAUCGAUGCGAAGAUUUCAUAAGAGCAUAGACAGUGAUAUGACGGAAUAUAUCUUAUCACUGAUGUCAACUACUGAAAAUGUAUUUGCAGACGCAAGCAUAGGCAAUGUGAUGAAUAUAGCCGUUGUUGGUAUUAUGAAUCUCGAGAUAGAUCUCGGGGCUAUACCUUACGGUGAAGGAAAAGACGCUGACAGCAUGCUACAGAAUUUCGGAAAUUAUAUGAACAAUAAUUCAAAAACUCGGCAAUAUGAUGUUGGAUUACUUCUAACAAGAGAAAAACUUUGUUCGCAUGGGGAGUGUGAAACAUCUGGAAUAGCUACAGUUGGUGGAAUGUGUUCAUCACAGUCGUACGUCGUUGUUGAAGAUUCAGGCAUAUCGAAAGGGCAUACCAUAGCCCACGAAUUUGGUCAUCUCUUAAACGCAUACCACGAUGACGAUGAUGAAUGUUCGAAGUCGUUGCACAGUAAGCAAAUGUAUACGAUGUCUUCAGUUUCUCGUUCUGGGAAUAAAAUGUGGUCGUGGUCACCUUGUUCGCGUCAAUACAUAACAGAAUUUCUAGAGAACGAAAAAGGAUCCUGUUUGUUAAAUAAACCAUCGAAUAAUAUACUGAAAUCACACCGAGUUUCUAUACCAACCUUGAACAGACAGUGUCAAUUGGCAUAUGGAAGAUUUUCCAAAGCAAGAGCAGGAUCUGGCAGUGGAGUGAGAUCUAGAAUUUCAUGCAUGGAAAUGGAUUGCAUAACGGACCAAAGUUUUUAUAUGCCAUGGGCUGAUGGAACUAAAUGUGAUGUUGGAAAAUGGUGUUACCGAGGAGAAUGUGUUGAACUGGGAAAGCUCGAUCAAAUCAAUGGCGGAUGGAGUGUUUGGAAAACAAUUGGCCAAUGUUCACGGUCUUGUGGUGGAGGCAUACAAUGGUAUGCCCGCGAGUGCGAUAAUCCAAUUGCAAAAAAUGGUGGCAGAUUUUGUGUGGGAAUGCGUAAAACAUACAAGUCAUGUAAUACUCAGGAUUGUCCCGUCGGAACAAUGGAUUUCCGCGAGAAGCAGUGCAUUGCUAUGAAUAACCGCACUCAUAAGUGGGCUGCGGCAUAUAAUUUACAUCCAGAAGAUCAAUGCGAAUUGGCUUGUAAAAUUGUCAACACGAACACCGUUCAAUGGUUCGACCGACAUGUGAUCGAUGGCACAUCUUGCAGCCAAAAUACUUUUGACAAAUGUGUCAAUGGUAUUUGUCGACCGGCUGGAUGUGAUAAUAAAUUGAAUUCCAAAUUAAAAUUGAACAGUUGUGGAGUUUGCUACCCAAAUGAUGCGAUGUGUAAUCAUUAUUCCCAAACAUAUUCAGCUGAACAAAUUGUCAUAUUGAAUCAAUUCAAGAGAUAUUCCAAAUAUUUCGACGUCACAACAAUACCAAAAGGAGCUGUAAACGUGGAAAUUGUUCAAUUUGGACAGCUUGGAGACGGAAACUAUGUUGUUUUCGAGAAUGAAAAAGGGGAACUAAACCACUUUGGCAAACCAUUUACUGAUCCUGCGAAAGCAAUUUAUAUUCACGAUGAAGUUGAUUUUCAAUAUACGUCUGAUAAAAAUACGGUAAAAUUGACCACCUCUGAACAUUUGCAACGCGAAUUGCAAAUAAAAAUUUUCUUAGUUGGAAAACAAAAACAAGAUUUGAUUCGCUAUUCUUAUUGGAUCAAAAAUGAGGAUAUCUUGAUUUUUACAUGAAUGGUCCAUGACUUAUGGAAUGACUAAAGGCCCAAAAAAUCUCACUUUUAGUCAUUCCACACUAUCUUGAACGCCAAAGAGUGAUAAACAACAUCGGGGCAAACUUCAUAUUUUUGGGAGCCCAUAACCAUAAGUUUUUUGAAUGAUAC